CUAAAACGGGUCAACAAUACUCCAAAUAUAUUUAUUUUUGUCGUCUCUUUAAUCGUUUUCCGUUUAGUAGCAACGAACUCUGAACUGUGUUUUCAUCCUCUCCGCUCGCUCAUCAUUUAAAUCCAUUUCAUCAACGAUAUUCAGUAAAACACACACAUUUGUGGAUAAUAAAAGUAAAAUGAAAAACGUUUUGGAUGUCAUGUCGUUGCAGCAGCACGUGGAAACAAGCAAAGCCCAAAAUAUGAAGCCCAUAGACUAUCGCAAGUCCAGUAAGCCUGGUCUUGUCCCGCUCUACGUAUUCGAGUGUGCUGCCAAGCUCAAGAUGAAACCCCUAACAGCCGCAUGUGCUGCCAUUGUCUAUCAUCGGUUCUUCAAGGAGGUCAAGCCCACGGAUUACGAUGAGUUUCUUAUUGCAGCUUCAUCGCUUUACUUGGCCGGAAAAAUCAAAGACGACGAUACGGUGAAAAUACGCGACGUCAUCAAUGUGGCAUAUAGCACACUGAAUCGGGGAAGUGCUCCUUUGGACCUGAACGAUGAGUAUUGGGCCAUGCGGGACGCCAUUGUUCAGGCCGAGUUGCUUAUAACACGUACAUUGAGUUUUGACCUAAACAUUGAGCUGGCACACAAGCACUUGCUGUAUUACAUGAAGACACUGCAGGAUUGGGUGGGCACGGAUGUGUGGAACUCGGUGCCGAUAGCUAAAACUGCUGCCUCGUACUUGCAGGACUUUCACCACAGUCCCAACAUACUGAAAUACAAGCCCACACAUGUGGCCAUUGGAUGCCUUUCACUCGCACUACAGACAUACGGUGUGCAGGUGCCACUGACUGACGAAUCGGACGAGGCCUCCAUGUGGUACAAGCCGCUGGUUAAGGAUUUCACCAGGGAGAAUCAAUGGGAAAUCAUUGAGGAUGUCAUGGAGCUGUAUAAAAACGAGGCCUCCUUAAUGGCCAUCUAAUCCAUUGUGGAUCAUCAUCUAUCGGCUAUACUGGAGCUAUCACCAUUCCCAUUCGAUUUUAUUUAUUUCCAGCACAAAUCAUAGGCCAAACCUUAUAUAAUUUUAUAAGAUUUCUGGCUGCUCUUUGAAUUUCUAAAUAUAUAUGAUCUUAAUUACAAGAAA
Messenger RNA from Drosophila innubila, 1120 nucleotides. It is a transcript of the gene koko, whose product is annotated as cyclin-Q. Bases 179 to 958 code for a protein of 259 amino acids. Gene Ontology annotation, cellular component: nucleus. The record is from RefSeq and is a predicted model, not a curated record. Lineage: Eukaryota; Metazoa; Arthropoda; Insecta; Diptera; Drosophilidae. Gene Ontology annotation, molecular function: cyclin-dependent protein serine/threonine kinase regulator activity. The transcript is spliced from 4 exons. Gene Ontology annotation, biological process: regulation of transcription by RNA polymerase II.